This is a messenger RNA of Oncorhynchus nerka (sockeye salmon), 3095 nucleotides long. It is a transcript of the gene alg13, whose product is annotated as ALG13 UDP-N-acetylglucosaminyltransferase subunit. The record is from RefSeq and is a predicted model, not a curated record. Gene Ontology annotation, biological process: protein deubiquitination. Bases 163 to 2856 code for a protein of 897 amino acids. The transcript has 24 exons. NCBI's taxonomy places the organism in Eukaryota, Metazoa, Chordata, Actinopteri, Salmoniformes, Salmonidae. Gene Ontology annotation, molecular function: cysteine-type deubiquitinase activity.
AGUGACGGCGAAAUGACCUCGGCAAUCAGGCUCAUUUGUAGCAGCUGUUUUCUUAUUGCGAUUCGAAAGGAAACUUUCGACCGUCGUGUUCUUUAUCGUCUACGCGUGAAGUUAUGAAGCUUUGCAAAGCUAUCGUUUUUUAUUUGCAAUCUCUUUAAAAAGAUGCAGAAAGCUCUGAAGAAGUAUUUUGUCAACAUGGACGAGUAUCUAGCCAGCAUCGGUCUCUACCGGAAAAUGAUGGCAAGAGACGCGUCCUGUCUAUUUCGAGCCGUCUCUGAGCAGCUUUAUUACUCACAGAAUUUUCAACAAAAGAUAAGGAAAGAUUGUGUCACCUUCAUGAGGGCAAACCGAUGCGAUUUUGAACCUUUUGUUGAAGGGUCAUUCGAGAAGUAUCUGGAACGUCUGGAGGACCCCACGGAAACUGCUGGACAAGUUGAGAUAAAGGCAUUGUCGUUGUUGUACAGGCGGUGCUUCCUCAUAUACAGGUACCCUGGAAAGCCACCAACUGAGAUAACUGAGAAAGAGUACGUGGAGAAGAUUUUGCUGUGUUGCUCCAACAAUGGCCACUACGACAUUGUGUAUCCCAGGAACUACCCAAUCGAUGCAGCGCUGUGUCAGGCUCUGUUGUAUGAACUGCUGUACACGCAAGUCCUUGGUGUUGAGGAGGGGGAGUUGCAGGGAUCUUUGGAGGGGUUCCGUGGAGGAGGUCGUCGCUAUAGGAACAGCCUAUCAGUGUGCAGUGAGGACGCAGGCUAUGACACCCCUGAGGACAGGGGUCAGGCUCAGAGGGACGAUUGGGAGCUCAAUGGGUACAAUCUCACAGAGGACAAAGCCAGGCCUGGAGCAGAGGAAGCAAAGACUCCAGAUGGACCAGCAAAACUUUCUCUCCCGUAUAAGGUGCUCAAAGCACUGGAUUCUGAGAUGUACCGAAAUGUAGAGUUCGAUGUAUGGCAUGACAGUCGCAAAGAAAUGCAGAAGACUGAUUACAUGGUGUUUGCUGGAAGACAGUACUUCUUGGGAGAUAAGUGUCAGGUUCGUCUCGACCCCAAAGGGAAGUAUUACAAUGCCUUCAUUCAGGAGGUGGGCACUCACCCCAGUGCUGUGACAGUGUUCAUCGAAGAGCUUGGAGAAAAACAUCUUGUGUCUCUGACUAACUUGAAGCCUGUGAACCCUGUCCCUGCCUGGAACAUCACCCCAAGCCGCAAGGGACCAUCAUACAGCAGGCCUGAGCAGUAUCCUGGAGAGAUGGACUCCGAGGUGAGAGGCCGGCGGCGCUUCUUUAAGAAGCCCAGAGGGAAGGAGAUGCUGAUGGUGACUUACAAUCGAUCCCAGCCUCCCCGCUUUCGGCCAGGCCCUGGCGGCAUACCCCCUGGGCGUGCCCCUGGCAUGUAUGCCCCCGCACCACCACCAGGGACACUGCCCUAUGAACAGUAUCACCCACAUCCUCCACCUAGGCCCCCGCGAGGAUAUGGCCCACCCAGGCAUCACUUUAUUGGGCCAGAGGCAGCAUACUACCCUCACCCAGGAAAACGCUGCUACCAGAGCUUCGACAACUACUCAUUCAGGUCACGCUCUUGCAGCCGAAGCAGGCGCCAGAUGCAUGCUGUCAACAAAGAGUGCCAGUUCAGCUAUGUCCCCGAGGCUGACGAGGAGGCACAGGACAUGGAAGGAACAAUCACCUUCUACGAGAUUGAGGAGGGAGAUGAGACCCCUUUCCCUCCCUUGCCGGGACAGGCUGUAGCAAACCCCAUGGUUCCAGCACCCCCUACCUACUGGAUGCAGCGGGGGCUGAGCCCCAUUCCCAUGUCUGGCAAACAGGCCAUGAACUCAUCAGAGGAGGACGCUGAUGAGAGGAGCAAUGGUGGCGACCAGGGUGAAUAUUCGGAGGAGUACAUCUAUACUGCUCAAGACCCAGGGUUCCAGAGCCCGUCUAUGUAUGCUGCGGCAGAGUCCACUGCCAACCUGACCAUUGAAGAGGGAGGAUCUCGUGCCGGCUCGCCACAAGAGGGCGUAGCUACCUACAGCUACUCACAGCAGGUACUGGAUCCCUCACCAUCCGCUUUACAGAACUGUUGUCACAUUUUGGCGGGAGAACAGGUGGUGGUGAAGUCCGCAGUUAUCACCUCUUCACAGGCUGUAAGCACAGCUCCAGCAGCUAUCUUCACCACCAACUCCUCUUCCGCUAGCAGCUCUCAGAUCCCCCCAGCACCAAUGGCUCCACCCUCAAGCCAUCCAGAGGGGGCUCCCAUGCCCCCACACACUAUGGGCAGACCAGUUUUAUCCAUGCAGUUUCCUCCUUCCUCUCCCUGGUUUGUGAAUGACAUGGGGGAAGCAGUCAGCACCUCACCCCCUCCACCAUACUCCUAUGACCCCAACGGCAAUGACCUUCCACGAGAUUGCAAGGUCAUCCAAUAUUACUUUAAUUUAGGAGUCCAAUGGUACCAGCAGAGCUACUGGCAAUCCGUGGUGCAGAUGCAGCAGGUGUAUCAGCAGCCCGCUGCCUCCCCUCCCUCUGAUCACACAGUCUCCCAGUCCUACCCAGAGCCUGGGAGAACUGGGCCUGAUGGCCAGGGAGACAUUCCUGCCAACGGCAACCCCCUGGUCAUGGACCCUCCCUCAACAGGAGCCCCAGGCAUAGUGUUCUACCCCUUGGUUCAGGACCAGUGCAGCCAACCCCCCCUCCACACCUACGAGCCUUAUGUUCCGAUGCUUUCUGCCACCUACCACUACCUCACACCCUGGAACUCAGGCCCUGCCCAACCCCGUGUGCUUGCAUCCUACUGCCCCUCCAAUCACCCAGUCAACUAUGUCACUGCACCCACACACCAAGGGCACUUUAUCCCUCCCAGCAUGUAACCAAGCACUGGGGAUGCGGGGAGGGAGUCAGGGUCCCUCUACUAUUUACCCACUCACAUUCACCCUAUGCCUGUAAAUGUUAAUUUGUGUCAAGUUUAUUCCAUUGUUCCUCUGUUGCACUUUGCUAGUCAGUGGCUGUGUCUGAAAUGGCAUCCAUAGGGCUGGUCAAAAGUAGUGCACUACGUUGGGAAUGGGGUGUAAUUUCAGACACAGCUGCGGUUCCAUCCCCACAUUGUUCA